Messenger RNA from Neocloeon triangulifer, 1167 nucleotides. It is a transcript of the gene Bmcp, whose product is annotated as mitochondrial uncoupling protein Bmcp. The record is from RefSeq and is a predicted model, not a curated record. Gene Ontology annotation, cellular component: mitochondrial membrane. The coding region runs from base 186 to 1019 and encodes 277 amino acids. Gene Ontology annotation, biological process: mitochondrial transport. The transcript has 6 exons. Lineage: Eukaryota; Metazoa; Arthropoda; Insecta; Ephemeroptera; Baetidae.
ACAAAGAAAAGACUACAGACUACACACAAUUCGCGCGCCAGCACCGAGUAGUAUUUUUAGCGCCGCGAACGAGUCUGAACGCGAACGCGUUUGCCGGCCGCCGACACUCGCAGGAGCGAGUUGAUUGCGUCGCCACCCGUCAGGCGUCGUUCGUGUUGUUUUCCACUCGAGGGCUGUUCGACCGCAUGGGCAAGGACUGGCGACUGUUCGUCUAUGGAGGGUUCGCAUCCAUCACCGCCGAAUUCGGCACCUUUCCGAUCGAUACCACCAAGACUCGGCUGCAGCUGCAGCAGGGUGGACUGCAGCGCUACCGAGGGAUGCUGCACGCCUUGGCCAACAUUUCCAAAGAGGAGGGCUUUCGCGCCUUGUACUCCGGGAUGGCGCCUGCACUGCUGCGACAGGCUUCGUACGGCACCCUGAAGUUCGGAUCGUACUACUGGAUGCAAGGCGCCCUCGGGGGCACCGGGACCAGUCCGGCCCUGAACGUGGGCUGUGCCGUGGUGGCCGCCGUCCUGGCCGCCUCGGUUGCCAACCCGACGGACGUUCUGAAGGUCCGGAUGCAGGCGAGCACCACCAAGGGCUCUCUGCUGGUCAAUUUCGUCGACGUCUGGCAACUGGAGGGCGUCCGGGGACUGUGGAGGGGCGUCGGACCCACGGCUCAAAGGGCGGCCAUCAUCGCGGCCGUCGAGCUGCCCGUCUACGACUGGGUCAAGCACAAACUUAGGCAGCGCCUAGGAGACACCACUGUUAACCAUUUUAGUGCCAGUUUGAUUGCAAGCAUCGGAAGUGCUGUAGCAUCUACUCCGAUAGAUGUGAUUAGAACACGCUUAAUGAAUCAAAGAAGGUUGAAGGUAGGGUCGGACAAAAUCUAUUCAGGAAGCUUAGACUGUUUACUGCAGACUGUGAAGUUUGAGGGUGUGUCUGCGUUGUACAAAGGUUUUGUGCCGACAUUGGUGCGCAUGGGUCCGUGGAAUGUGAUUUUCUUUGUCACCUUCGAGCAACUCAAGACGCUUUACUGAAUCUCCUUCCUAGUCAGGAACUGACUAACAUGCAUUUGCCGUGUUGUAUUCUAAGUAAAUUAUAUAUUUAAAUUAUUGAUGUUUUACCUAGCAAAUUAAUUGAUGGAGUGAAAUUAAAAUGCAAACUGCAAGGCAUAGUGAUAAUUAA